Tripterygium wilfordii is the source of this 6369-nucleotide messenger RNA. Its product is annotated as callose synthase 7. Bases 273 to 6128 code for a protein of 1951 amino acids. Gene Ontology annotation, biological process: (1->3)-beta-D-glucan biosynthetic process. Gene Ontology annotation, cellular component: 1,3-beta-D-glucan synthase complex; plasma membrane. Gene Ontology annotation, molecular function: 1,3-beta-D-glucan synthase activity. The transcript has 42 exons. Lineage: Eukaryota; Viridiplantae; Streptophyta; Magnoliopsida; Celastrales; Celastraceae. The record is from RefSeq and is a predicted model, not a curated record.
UCUCGUCUCUCGCUGUCAAAGUGUCCAUUGUUUAUGAAAGAGUGAAAAAGCCACCAAAAGCAGCAGCACCUGUGUCCUCUCUCAAUUCUUUACUUCCCCCCAGAGCAAUCUCCUUUGCCCCACUUGACACACAAAGUAUCUCUCCCUCUUUAUAUUGCUCAAAAAGAUGAUCUCUCUCUUUCUUGGCACUCUUCGUCGCCAUAAGGAACGACGACAGAGUGGAAUACGCGCAUUUCAGACACUGUAUUGGGGAAUUGCUCUUCGUGGUGGACAUGGCGAGUACGAGCGGGACCAAGAGCGAGGCAGGGCCCCUGCAGAGGUCGCUGUCUAGGCCGAUGGCGCGAGCACAAACGUUGAUGGUGGAUGGUACUAACGAGGAUGAUUCUGCUGUUGAUAGCGAGCUGGUGCCGUCCGCCCUCGCCUCCAUCGCUCCCAUUCUCCGUGUUGCAAAUGAGAUCGAGGAAGAUAACCCUAGGGUCGCCUACCUAUGCCGAUUCCAUGCUUUUGAGAAGGCUCAUAAGAUGGAUCCAACAUCUAAUGGGCGUGGAGUUCGUCAAUUUAAGACUUAUCUUUUGCACAGGCUUGAGACGGAAGAAGAAGAAACACAUCCUCAGCUUGCUAGAAGUGAUCCCAAAGAAAUCCAGUUAUAUUACCAGAAGUUCUAUGAGAAAAACAUUAGACAAGGACAAGAUACCAAGAAACCUGAGGAGAUGGCUAAGAUCUAUCAGAUUGCAACGGUUUUAUAUGACGUUCUGAGGACAGUGGUACCUAAUGGGAAAGUUGAUGACGAGACAGAAAGAUAUGCUGGAGAGGUUGAGCGGAAAAGGGAACAGUUUGAACACUAUAACAUUCUUCCACUAAAUGCUGUUGGGGUCAAACCAGCAAUUAUGGAACUUCCUGAGAUCCAAGCUGCGCUUCAUGCUGUACGUAAUGUGGAGAAUCUUCCAACGCCCAGAAUUACUCCUACUCGAAGUGCUUCUGAUGACAUGGCUAAGCAUAGGGUUAAAUCCACCAUUGACAUUCUUGAUUGGCUUUCUUCUGUUUUUGGGUUUCAGAAAGGAAAUGUAGCAAAUCAGAGGGAGCACCUGAUAUUGCUGCUUGCCAAUAUGGAUAUAAGGGGAAAAAAUCUUGAAGAUUAUGCUGAGACUGAUAGGGGGAGAAACGUCCUGCUGCUACAUAACGACACUGUACCACGGUUGAUGGAGAACGUUUUUAAGAAUUAUCAGUCAUGGUGUAAAUAUUUGCGUUGCAAAUCACAUCUUAGGUUUCCUGGAGGUUCCGACAAGCAACAAUUACAGCUCAUCUACAUUGGACUCUACCUUCUUAUAUGGGGUGAAGCAUCAAAUAUUCGAUUCAUGCCAGAAUGCAUUUGCUAUAUCUUCCAUAAUAUGGCAAAUGAGAUCUAUGGAGUACUAUAUAGCAAUGCACUUCCUGUUACCGGAGAGACACAGCAUACAGAAGCACCUGAUGAAGAAACUUUUUUGAGAACAGUUAUAACCCCCAUCUACCAGGUUUUGCGCAAGGAAGCUAGGAAAAACAAAGAAGGCAAGGAAAGUCAUUCAAAGUGGAGAAAUUAUGAUGAUCUGAAUGAGUACUUCUGGACUGACAAAUGUUUUAAGCUGAAGUGGCCAUGGGAUCCUAAAGCUGAUUUUUUUGUGCAUUGGGAUGCGCCUCCUGCAAAUGAGAGAAACAAUCAUGGAACUGGUGGAAAGACGAAGCCGAAAACUAAUUUUGUUGAAGUCCGAACUUUUUGGCACCUUUACAGAAGUUUUGACAGAAUGUGGAUAUUCUUUAUAUUGGCCCUGCAGUAUCCACGAAUCUUCCGUUUUCAGGCAAUGGUUAUAAUUGCAUGGAGUUCUUCUGGAUCACUUGCUGCUUUAUUUGAUGAUGAUGUCUUUAGAAGUGUUUUAAGCAUUUUUGUCACAUCUGCUUUUCUCAAUUUUCUUCAAGCUGCUCUGGAUAUUAUACUUAGUCUUAAUGCUUGGAGGAGCGUAAAACCCACACAGAUCCUACGUUAUCUUCUGAAAUUUGCAGUAGCAGCUAUGUGGGCUGUGGUUCUGCCAAUUGGUUAUUCCAGUUCUGUGCAGAAUCCAACAGGACUUGUAAAAUUCUUUAGCAGUUGGGCUGGGGAUUGGAGGAGUCAGUCGUUCUAUAACUUUGCGGUUGCAAUUUAUCUGAUACCCAAUGUACUGGCAGUAUUGCUAUUUUUCCUUCCACCUCUAAGGAGAACCAUGGAGCGUUCUAACUGGCGGAUUAUCACCCUUAUUAUGUGGUGGGCUCAGCCAAAACUGUAUGUUGGAAGAGGCAUGCAUGAGGAUAUGAUCUCACUUCUCAGGUAUACACUGUUUUGGAUCAUGCUGCUUAUUAGCAAGCUAGCAUUCAGCUACUAUGUGGAGAUACUGCCUCUAGUUGAACCAACAAAGUUGAUAAUGGAGAUGCACAUUGAUAAUUACCAAUGGCAUGAGUUCUUUCCAAAUGUUACCCAUAAUAUUGGAGUUGUGAUAGCAAUAUGGGCACCAAUCAUUCUGGUUUAUUUCAUGGAUGCACAGAUAUGGUAUGCCAUUUUCUCCACUCUUUUUGGUGGAAUUCAUGGAGCUUUCAGUCAUUUGGGUGAGAUACGAACUCUUGGGAUGUUGCGGUCCAGAUUUGAUGCUGUACCUUCAGCUUUCAGUCGUCAUCUUAUGCCAACAUCAGGAAAGGAUGACAAAAGAAAACCUUUGGACGAGUCAGCAGAAAGGAAGAACAUCGCAAAUUUUUCUCAGGUUUGGAAUGGAUUCAUACAUUCUAUGCGUCUGGAGGAUUUGAUCAGCAAUAGGGAAAGGGAUUUGCUACUUGUUCCAUAUUCUUCUACUAAUAUGUCAGUCGUCCAAUGGCCUCCUUUCUUGCUUGCGAGUAAGAUUCCUAUAGCAUUGGACAUGGCAAAAGAUUUUAAGGGGAAGGAGGAUGCUGAGUUAUUUCGGAAGAUUAAAAAUGAUGAUUACAUGUUCUCGGCAGUGAUUGAAUGCUACGAGACACUCCGAUAUAUAAUAUUUGGCCUCCUGGAGGAUGAAGCAGAUACACUGAUCAUAAAGCAGAUCUGCGAUGACGUAGACUUUAGCAUACAAGAGCGUUGCUUUCUGAAUAAUUUCCGUAUGAGUGGGCUGCCUUUACUAAGUGAUAAGUUGGAGAAGUUCUUAGGUUUCUUGCUACAAUAUUAUGAAGAUGCAUCCAAGUCUCAUGUAAAUGUUGAGGCAUACAAGCCUCAAGUAAUCAAUGUCCUUCAAGAUAUUGUGGAAAUUAUUACCCAAGAUGUUAUGGUUAACGGCCAUGAAAUCCUGCUAAGAGCUCAUUCUCACAGUCAUGGUGCUGAAGAACGCAAGAAAGAGAUGAGGUUUGAAAAGAUAAAUUUAAGCCUUAUGCAAAACAAAUCUUCGAGCGAGAAGGUUGUUAGGCUUAAUUUGCUAGUGACAGUCAAGGAAUCUGCCAUAAAUGUGCCAACAAAUUUGGAGGCCCGCCGACGUAUAACCUUCUUUGCAAACUCCUUGUUUAUGAUUAUGCCAAAUGCUCCAAAAGUUCGCGACAUGCUCUCCUUCAGUGUUUUGACUCCAUAUUACAAAGAGGAUGUACUCUACUCUGAGGACGAACUCAAUAAGGAAAAUGAGGAUGGAAUAACAACUUUGUUCUACCUGCAAAAAAUUUAUCCUGAUGAAUGGCAAAAUUUCCAGGAUCGCAUAAAUGAUCCUAAAGAUAAAGAUUAUGCGCAAGAUAAGAAGGAGUUAAAGAUGGAAUUAAUUCGUCAGUGGGUAUCCUUCAGGGGGCAGACACUAUCAAGAACAGUGAGGGGGAUGAUGUAUUAUAGGCAGGCUCUAGAACUUCAAUACUUCCUGGAAUCCGCAGGAGACAGUGCUAUCUUUGGGGGCUACCAGACAAUUCAAUCAAGACUGGAUUAUAAGGCCUUUUUUGAUAGUGCACAAGCUCUGGUUGAUUUGAAAUUCACCUACGUUGUUUCUUGUCAGGUUUAUGGUACUCAAAAAAAGUCCAGAGAUGCUCGAGACCGUAGUUGUUACAGUAAUAUUCUAAAUCUCAUGUUGAAGUAUCCAUCUCUACGUGUUGCUUACAUUGAUGAACGAGAUGAAACUGUGGAUGGAAAAUCUCACAAGGUUUAUUACUCUGUUCUUCUGAAGGGAGGAGAUAAGUUGGAUGAGGAAAUUUAUAGAAUCAAGCUUCCGGGCCCACCAACAGAUAUUGGAGAAGGGAAACCUGAAAAUCAGAAUCAUGCCAUCAUUUUUACUCGUGGAGAGGCUCUCCAAACCAUCGACAUGAAUCAGGAUAACUAUUUUGAAGAAGCUUUCAAAAUGAGAAAUGUAUUGCAAGAAUUUGUGAAACAUCGCCGUGCAGCGCGAAAACCUACAAUUUUGGGUCUUAGGGAACAUAUAUUUACUGGAAGUGUUUCUUCACUUGCUUGGUUCAUGUCCAAUCAGGAGACAAGUUUUGUAACCAUUGGCCAACGAAUUUUGGCAAGCCCUUUGAGGGUGCGGUUCCAUUAUGGUCAUCCUGAUAUAUUUGACAGAAUCUUCCACAUAACAAGGGGUGGAAUAAGUAAAGCUUCAAAAACAAUAAACUUGAGCGAAGAUAUAUUUGCAGGGUAUAAUUCAACUCUGCGGAGCGGAUAUAUAACACAUCAUGAAUAUAUCCAAGUGGGCAAGGGACGUGAUGUGGGGAUGAAUCAGAUAUCAUCUUUUGAGGCAAAGGUGGCAAAUGGUAAUGGAGAGCAGACGCUUAGCCGUGAUGUCUAUCGACUUGGACGACGAUUCGACUUCUAUAGAAUGUUGUCAUUCUACUUCACAACAGUUGGUUUCUAUUUUAGUAGCAUGAUUACUGUUCUCACAGUAUAUAUCUUCUUAUAUGGGCGUUUGUACAUGGUCAUGAGUGGAUUGGAAAAAGAGAUUCUUCAAAAUCCAGAUAUCCAUCAGAGCAAUGCGCUUGAACAGGCUUUGGCUACCCAAUCUGUUUUCCAGCUAGGCUUGUUGCUGGUACUGCCCAUGGUUAUGGAAAUUGGCCUGGAAAAAGGGUUUCGUACUGCUCUGGGCGAUUUGAUCAUUAUGCAGCUCCAGCUGGCCUCUGUAUUUUUUACAUUCCAGCUUGGAACGAAAGCACAUUAUUUUGGGAAAACCAUCUUGCAUGGAGGUUCCAAAUAUCGAGCUACUGGCCGGGGGUUUGUUGUUUUCCAUGCAAAGUUUGCUGAAAAUUACAGGUUGUACUCACGAAGUCACUUUGUGAAGGGAUUGGAGCUGUUCAUGUUAUUGGUAUUGUAUGGAGUUUAUGGAGGAUCAUAUCGCAAUUCAAAUCUUUAUUUUUUCAUCACAUUCUCCAUGUGGUUCCUGGUUGGGUCCUGGUUGUUUGCGCCUUUUGUAUUCAAUCCAUCUGGUUUUGACUGGCAAAAAACAGUGGAUGAUUGGACAGAUUGGAAGAGGUGGAUGGGGAAUCGUGGUGGAAUUGGGAUCCCACCUGACAGAAGUUGGGAGUCUUGGUGGGAUGGGGAACAAGAACACCUCAAAUACACAAAUAUAAGGGGAAGAGUUCUUGAGAUAAUUCUUGCAUUUCGAUUCUUUAUCUACCAGUACGGCAUUGUCUACCACCUUGAUAUAGCUCAUCACAGCAAGAAUAUACUGGUAUAUGGACUUUCUUGGAUGGUUAUGGUAACUGCUCUUCUAGUGUUGAAGAUGGUAUCAAUGGGGAGACGAAGAUUUGGGACAGACUUUCAGCUUAUGUUCAGGAUUCUGAAGGCACUUCUGUUCCUUGGCUUCAUGUCAGUCAUGACUGUCUUGUUUGUAGUAUGUGGCCUCACUAUAUCAGAUUUAUUUGCAGCCAUCCUUGCUUUCUUGCCCACGGGCUGGGCCAUCCUCCUUAUUGCACAAGCCUGCAGAUCUCUAUUUAAGGGAAUACAUGUCUGGGAUUCAGUGAAGGAGCUAGGGAGAGCAUACGAGUACAUAAUGGGACUAUUUCUGUUUGCACCUAUUGCGGUUUUGUCAUGGUUCCCGUUUGUGUCGGAGUUCCAAACUCGUCUGCUCUUCAAUCAAGCAUUUAGUAGAGGCCUCCAGAUUUCAAUGAUUCUUGCAGGAAGGAAAGAGAAGACGCAAUCCAGUUGAAGGUCUUAGGCUUUCACAUACAUUCAUUUCCAAAUUUAAGACUCUAGUGAUUCAUCUAGUGUUUUUUUUGGUAAUAUGAGUCUGAAGCUAGUGACUGUCAUGGCUAUUAUAUUAUUUUGGUGAUCCUAGAUGCUCUGUUUUAAUUUUGUCCCCUUCUCUUUCAAGUUGUUUGGGAUAUUAUUUUUAUGGUCUUCUAGGCAGAAUAAAUUUUCAGUAUGGAAGUUUAAUAGACACUUGGCUC